This is a messenger RNA of Jatropha curcas, 2031 nucleotides long. RefSeq lists its product as uncharacterized. The record is from RefSeq and is a predicted model, not a curated record. NCBI's taxonomy places the organism in Eukaryota, Viridiplantae, Streptophyta, Magnoliopsida, Malpighiales, Euphorbiaceae.
CUGUUCAUUUUAACGAAUUCGAUAUCUUUUUAUAUACAAACAUGACUAUGCACUCAAAAAACAUGAUUUAGACAUGAGUUGCUUCUAUACCCAAAUCAAUCAGAAGCGAGAAACAAUUGCUUGGUACUCGAGAUGUUAGUACAAAAGCUGAGGGGUACUGUAAACUUUUUUAAUUUUUUUUCUUAGUUUAAAAUAAUUGUGUCACACGCUCUUGUGCUGUUAUUUGCACGCGAGGUGACCCAAGUCAAAAAAUGAGUAAAUUGAUCGAAUUCUUGGAAGUUAAACGAGUUUUUUGGCUAAAAAGAUAAAAAAUGAGGAAAUUGAAUAUUGGGUGCAAAUUCAGGAGCCAAUUUGAGCAUUUUUACUUAAUAAUAAAUAAUUCAGCUUCUCUUCGAGAUUGAGGAAGACGGAGACAGACAGAGCCCGACCUCUCCCAGCAUACCGUACCCUUUGGUUAUGAGACUUUAAUUUCGGGAUUUAUGGCUGCCGCUUCCGUAAUUUUUAAUAGGUAAUGGUUUUUGGUACUCUUCAAGUACCCUUUUUCUGAGUUGAAUUGUUUCACUUUCACCAUGUGGAAUUUUGCUUCAAAAGCCAUUAGUGGAUCCAUUCAGCUGAAGAAUGACCUUUUAAAGCCGAGUCAAGCUCCUUCAGAGUGCUCAGAUGAUGAACCUUGUUUAAACAAUUGCAGAGAAGAGGGACUUGAAUGCCCUAUAUGCUGGGAAUCUUUCAACAUUGUUGAAAAUGUGCCCUAUGUUUUAUGGUGUGGUCAUACCCUGUGUAAGAAUUGUGUGCUCGGGCUGCAAAGGGCUGUUGUGAAACUCCCUACACUGCCAAUCCAGCUUCCGUUCUUCAUUUCUUGUCCUUGGUGUAAUCUGCUAUCUUUCAGGAUGGUCUACAAAGGAAAUCUCAAGUUUCCCAGCAAGAACUACUUUCUUCUCUGGAUGGUUGAGAGCAUGAAUGGUGAUAGAUCAACAUCAUAUUUCUCCUUGCGUGGGGAUCAUCAGCCUGUCGGUUCUUCAAGCAGAAAUUUAGCUGUGGGAAAUCAAGUUAACCAAAUUCAUAAUAGGCGAGCCCAGUGUGCUCGUCCCCCAGUACAAUCAACAUCUAACCGUGAUGAGGGUCGCCUUAAUGCUAGAUACUUUAAUGCUGAAGGACUUCAGCUAUCCCUUCGUAAGUCAUUGGUUUUCUUUGUUCACUUGACAGCUAAGUUUCCAUUGAUUGUCAUAUUUCUUCUCAUUGUCUUAUAUGCAAUCCCAGCCAGCGCAGCUGUCUUGGCGCUCUACAUCCUUAUCACCCUUGUAUUUGCUCUCCCUUCUUUUCUCAUCUUAUACUUUGCCUUACCUAGCCUGGAUUGGUUAGUUAGAGAAAUCCUCACUUGAUUGGUUUGCCCAUUGUCUUGCACAGAGCAUAAAUAUGUUGCAUUCCCCUUCUUGCCAAUCCACUGGUAUCUCAAUUUAAUGACUUUGCUUUUGUUAGAUGUUCACUGCUGUUUUUGCAAACUGUGGUUCUGGAUUUGAAGUUCUUCAAUCAAAUCACUUCUUGUGCCAAACUUGAUUUAUAAAUUUUAGCAUCUGGCUAAUAAGUUGAUUGCAGAUGGUAGGCUGGUCUUGGGAUUGCCUUUCUUUGGUAGUUCAAAAUUUUUGGGGGAACAAUCGAUAUCAGUAAGAUGCUAGUAUUAUCUUGCUGUAGUGUAAAUAUAAGCUUUAAGUUUCUCGCGAGAAGACCAGUUCUUGGAACAUUAUUCCAGUUUCAGUGUUUUUUAUGCCGAAGGUAGUAGUUAUAUCAGUAAUUUGCUACUGUGUUUUUGCUCUUUGAUAGUUACAUAUACAUUGAAGUUUCCAGUUUUGUCGAUUCAGUUCUGAGAGCCAAGUGAAGCUAUCCGAUACAUUCCAGGAUGUGCUUUGUAUUGCCAUGAGAUUGUAUAUGAACAUUUCUUUAUCAUCAAUUAUAUAACAUUUCUAUAUGAAUAAAGAUGGGAAGGUACUCUUUUGUGUAGAAGUGUUGUCCUUCUCCAUGAGUUGUUUGCCUAAA